UUCAUCACUCAACAGUCAAACAUAUUUUUAUAACAAAACUCAAUUAUAACAUUAUCUAUCAACUACUACAAACACAAUUCUACUUUUAAAAAAAUGAAUCUUUUCAAAUGGGCAUCCAUUAUUUUAAUCAUUUCACUUGUAAAACCUGCAAUCUCAAAUGGGGUCUCAACAAAGUUUCUAGAAUUUGCAAAAAAAGAUGAGAUUUUUAGUUGGAUGGUUGGGGUAAGAAGAAAGAUACAUGAGAACCCAGAACUGGGUUAUCAAGAAUUUGAAACAAGUAAAAUUAUUAAACAAGAAUUGGACAAAAUGGGGAUUACAUAUAAUAAUGAUAAACAUGAAAUUGCAGUUACAGGUGUUGUUGGUUUUAUAGGAUCUGGUGAUCCUCCUUUUGUUGCAUUAAGGGCUGAUAUGGAUGCUCUUCCUUUGCAGGAAAUGGUGGAAUGGGAACACAAGAGUAAAGUUCCGGGAAAGAUGCAUGCUUGUGGUCAUGAUGGUCAUGUCACUAUGCUUCUUGGGGCUGCAAAGAUUCUCAAAACACAUAGUCAUAUUUUGAAGGGAACAGUAGUUCUGGUUUUUCAACCGGCUGAGGAAGGCGGUGGUGGGGCAAAGCAAGUAUUGGAUAGUGGAUCUCUUGAGAAUGUGGAGGCAAUAUUUGGUUUACAUGUCCAUCCCGAGCAACCAUUUGGUCAAGUAUUUUCCCGAUCUGGCACCCUUUUGGCAGCCAGUGGCUUUUUUGAAGCCAUUAUAACCGGUAAAGGAGGUCAUGCCGCCAUUCCUCAUCAUUCAAUCGACCCUGUAUUAGCAGCUUCAAAUGUUGUUGUCAGCUUACAACAUCUUGUGUCAAGAGAAGCCGAUCCACUUGAUUCUCAGGUUGUUACAGUUGGUAUGUUCCAUGGAGGCGGUGCUUUUAAUGUUAUUCCGGAUUCAGUCACCAUCGGUGGAACAUUUCGAGCUUUCUCUAAAGAAAGUUUUAUGCAACUCAGGGAACGAAUAGAGAAGGUUAUUGUUGGGCAAGCAAGUGUACAUAGAUGUAAUGCAACCGUAGAGUUCUCCUCAAAGAACAAACCUUUUUACCCUGCCACAAUAAAUCACGGGGGAUUACACAAGUUCUUCAAAGGUGUUGCAGGAGAUGUUCUAGGUGUCAAUAAUGUUCAAGAAACGGCACCAUUCAUGGGUGCAGAGGAUUUUUCUUUCUACCAAGAGGUUAUACCUGGUUAUUUCUACUUUAUUGGAAUGAAUAAUGAAAAAAAUGAAGAACCCGCAUCACUACAUUCCCCGUUUUUUCAACUUAAUGAAGAUAUUCUUCCUUAUGGUGCUGCAUUGCAAGCAUCUUUGGCUGUUAGGUACCUCAGUCAAAGUCAACAUCCAAAAAAACAUGACGAAUUGUGAAGUGUUUACUUAAGAAAGUUGUCACUAGUAUCUUAUAUUGUCUAAUUUACAAGCAGUUUAUAUCCUUCCCUGCUAACAAGACGACUAUUAUAAGCUUUAUAAAACAGUUGAUGGCAUUGACCAUAUGCCCAUCUAGGUUUGAUUAUUAUACAGGUGCAUGAUCAGAACGCUUAUUAUGCUUGGACUUUUACUGUAUAUAAAAGCGAUAUGAUUAUUCAAGUUCA
Molecule: messenger RNA, 1613 nt
Organism: Erigeron canadensis
Lineage: Eukaryota; Viridiplantae; Streptophyta; Magnoliopsida; Asterales; Asteraceae
Product: IAA-amino acid hydrolase ILR1-like 4
Exons: 5
Coding region: 94-1389 (431 amino acids)
Biological process (GO): auxin metabolic process
Cellular component (GO): endoplasmic reticulum
Molecular function (GO): IAA-Ala conjugate hydrolase activity
Source: RefSeq, a predicted model, not a curated record